UCGGUGAGCAAAGCAUUAAACAAAAAAUAAUCAGAAGAUAUCUUUAAAAUUUCACAAAGGAAAAGAGAGAGAGAGAUUCGGUAAUAAUGCAGUCGAUGAAAGAAACAGCUUCGAAUAUUGCAGCUUCUGCAAAGUCUGGCAUGGACAAAACCAAAGCUACCUUGGAGGAAAAGGCUGAGAAGAUGAAGACACGAGACCCUGUUCAGAAACAGAUGGCUACACAGGUUAAAGAAGAUAAGAUCAAUCAAGCCGAGAUGCAGAAGAGAGAAACGCGUGAGUACAACGCGGCCAUGAAAGAAGCGGCUGGAGCUGGAACCGGUUUAGGUUUGGGGACAGCCACUCACUCGACCACUGGACAAGUCGGACAUGGCACUGGGACACACCAGAUGUCGGCUUUGCCUGGUCACGGAACAGGACAACUGACAGACCGGGUUGUGGAGGGUACGGCUGUGACCGACCCGAUCGGAAGGAACACAGGAACUGGUCUGACAACAACUGCUCAUAACACCCACGUCGGUCCUGGUCCGUACGGAACCGGCGGGGGAUAUAGUGGAUAAAGGGUGUUGUUCUGUUAUUUGCUAAUUCGAUGCUUUCGUGGUUUUGUGUAUUCAUGUUGUGUUUUGGGGUCCUUUCUUUAUUUUGGUUCUUCUGAAUAAUUGUAGCCUUGUAGGACUUCGAUCUCAUCUAGUUUUUGUUCUUUGAUGACAGAGUCCUACUUUCUGAGUUGUAUGUUCAUGCAAUGUAACAGUAAUAAAAUUAUCCAUUAACAAUAA
Molecule: messenger RNA, 773 nt
Organism: Arabidopsis lyrata subsp. lyrata
Lineage: Eukaryota; Viridiplantae; Streptophyta; Magnoliopsida; Brassicales; Brassicaceae
Product: late embryogenesis abundant protein 46
Exons: 2
Coding region: 87-557 (156 amino acids)
Biological process (GO): embryo development ending in seed dormancy
Source: RefSeq, a predicted model, not a curated record